GGCGAGCUCAACAUCGUCUUCGGAGACAGAAACUACCGAGAGUGACACUUCUACCUCUGAGUCUGAGGCUCAAGAAGACUCGGAGGAUUCGGGAAUUAAACACCCCGUCAAAAAGGGGAAAAAAAUGGACUCAAGAAAAAGAAAGCAGAGGGAAGAGGAGUCAGAUUCUGAUUCAGAAUCUGAAUCUGAAGCAAGUGAUGACAGCGAAGAAUCAUCGCCUGUGGAGAAGGAGAAGAAAAAAAAAGAAACAAAAACAACACCAAAAGAAACACCACAAAAAAAGAAAAAAGUAGUUGUGGAGGAUUCACCUCCUGAAGAAUAUCAAUACUUUGACGGGUACAGUACCUCGUAAGCUAUACUACGGUCUAUCAUCGUAAUUAUUUUUGUUAACG
This is a messenger RNA of Arachis duranensis, 392 nucleotides long. RefSeq lists its product as uncharacterized. The record is from RefSeq and is a predicted model, not a curated record. The transcript is spliced from 4 exons. NCBI's taxonomy places the organism in Eukaryota, Viridiplantae, Streptophyta, Magnoliopsida, Fabales, Fabaceae. Bases 125 to 352 code for a protein of 75 amino acids.